AUGGAAGAUAACUUUUAUGGACUGCAGGAGAUCCUCGAGAAAAAAGGUCUCCCAGAGUUUCCAUCUCUCCUGCCAUAUGAGCUGAGAGAUCCCGAAGCAACUUGCUGCUUAGAAAAGCUGUAUGAGGAGAUGAUCUGCGAGGUCUCGAGAAACAAUGGCCUAAUCCCUAUUCUUUCAUCUGUAACCGGGCUUCCUGUUGAGACAGAUAUAAAAGAGAUCGAACGGCUUUUGGCAGGAAACAAGCCGGUAAAGGGAGAGUUCUUCCGAGUUGGGCAUGUCUCACGCCCCCUGCCCCCGGAAAAGGACGAGUAUCCAGGGUUCGUGACUGGUAGUGGAAGCAAGAUUACUAAGAGGGAGCAGAAAGACAAGAACGAGGUGGAUGGAGAAUGUAAUGUAGAAAGCUACAUAGUGGACAGAAUCAGAAAUGAGAUUCUGGAAAAGGCUGUGGAUGUCAAGUGGGAUGACAUAAUUGGGCUGAGAGAUGUUAAGAAGGCCAUCAAUGAGAUUGUUCUUUGGCCUAUGCUGAGGCCGGAUCUAUUUACAGGGCUUCGUGGGCCUCCAAAGGGCCUUCUUCUGUUUGGGCCUCCUGGAACAGGAAAGACCAUGAUAGGUAAGUGUAUUGCAAGCCAGUGCAAGGCGACGUUUUUCUCUAUAAGUGCAUCAUCACUAACGUCCAAGUGGGUUGGAGAGGGAGAAAAGAUGGUUAGGGCGUUGUUCCACCUAGCAAGAUCAAUGCAGCCAUCGGUUGUGUUUAUUGACGAGAUUGACUCUCUUCUUUCGCAGAGGAGCGAGAACGAGAACGAGGGAAGCAGAAGGAUCAAAACGGAGUUUCUGGUUCAAUUUGAUGGGGCAGCAACGUCUGAUAGAGACAGGAUACUGGUGAUUGGUGCAACAAACAGGCCUCAUGAGAUUGAUGAGGCUGCAAGACGCAGGCUAGUGAAGAGGAUCUAUGUUCCCUUGCCAGAGUACCUUGGCAGGAGGCAAAUGGUCGAGCAUCUAAUAAAAGAAUACAGGAACACCCUUGAAUCUGCAGGGCUGGACGAAGUGGCGAAAAUGACAGAAGGAUAUUCGGGAUCAGAUAUCUUUAAUCUAUGCAGAGAGGCAUCCCUGGAGCCGCUGAGGGAGAUUGAUGACAUCAAGGACUUUAAGAACGAAGACACAAGGCCGAUCUCCCUUGAAGACUUCAGGAAGGCCACGAGGCAGAUAAGAAAGAGUGUUUCGGAGAGAGACCUUGAGAUUUAUUCAGACUGGAACUCCAAGUUUGGGUCCGUUUCGUAG
This is a messenger RNA of Encephalitozoon hellem ATCC 50504, 1278 nucleotides long. RefSeq names its product putative AAA+ class ATPase. The transcript has a single exon. NCBI's taxonomy places the organism in Eukaryota, Fungi, Microsporidia, Unikaryonidae. Gene Ontology annotation, molecular function: ATP binding; ATP hydrolysis activity. The record is from RefSeq and is a predicted model, not a curated record. The coding region runs from base 1 to 1278 and encodes 425 amino acids.